Colletotrichum siamense is the source of this 1434-nucleotide messenger RNA. RefSeq names its product Amino-acid permease inda1 (gene inda1-1). The coding region runs from base 1 to 1434 and encodes 477 amino acids. Gene Ontology annotation, molecular function: amino acid transmembrane transporter activity. Gene Ontology annotation, biological process: amino acid transmembrane transport. The record is from RefSeq and is a predicted model, not a curated record. The transcript is spliced from 5 exons. Lineage: Eukaryota; Fungi; Ascomycota; Sordariomycetes; Glomerellales; Glomerellaceae. Gene Ontology annotation, cellular component: membrane.
AUGGCGGCCGAGAAAGACAUCCACGAUGGCGUUUCGACGCCCGAAACCACCCAAGUCCAUACUGGAACCCCUAGCGGUGGCCUUCCCCCUGUUAGUGGCAAGGCUGCCACUGCAUAUGGCGAAGGCGCUCUGAGCCAUGGAGCGGCUCAACGUGACGAGAACUUUUACACGCGUAACGGCCUCAACUUUGAGUCGUUCAAGCCUCGCGACUAUGGUCGCGGCAUCGUGGAGCUUGACCGUACCAUGAAGUCGCGUCAUCUUCACAUGAUUGCUAUCGGCGGCUCCAUUGGUGCUGGUUUCUUCGUCGGUUCCGGAGGUGCUCUGAGCACUGGUGGACCUGGAUCUGUUCUGAUUGAUUUCAUGAUUAUUGGUGUCAUGAUGUUCAACGUCGUCUACGCUCUUGGUGAACUCGCUGUCAUGUACCCCGUGUCCGGUGGUUUCUACAUCUACUCAUCCCGCUUCAUCGACCCCUCUUGGGGAUUUGCUAUGGGUUGGAAUUACGUAUUUCAGUGGGCCAUCGUCUUGCCUCUCGAACUAACUGUAUGCGGCUUAACUAUCAAUUACUGGGAAGGUGCCAGGGAAGUCAGUCUGGCGGUUUGGAUUACCGUCUUCUGGGUCGCCAUUAUCUUCAUCAACAUAUUUGGAACUUUGGGAUAUGCCGAAGAGGAGUUCUGGUCCUCCCUUCUCAAGCUCAGUGCGAUUUGCAUUUUCAUGAUCGUCGCAUUUAUCCUUGUCCUGGGGGGUGGCCCUUCCAACGGCCGCUACAACGAAUACUGGGGAGCUCGAUACUGGUACGAUCCGGGUGCUUUCCAAAACGGAUUCAAGGGCUUCUGCGGCGUGUUUGUCACUGCUGCGUUCUCUUUCGCCGGUACUGAGCUUGUUGGAUUGGCUGCUGCUGAGUCCGCAAACCCGCUAAAGUCUCUUCCUGGCGCCAUCAAGCAGGUGUUCUGGCGUAUUACCCUUUUCUAUAUCUUGGGUCUCUUCUUUGUCGGCCUCCUUGUUCCCGCUGACGACCCUACCCUCCUUGGUGCCGAGAACGCAUACGCUGAUGGUGCUUCGCCUUUUGUCAUUGCUGCCAAGCAUGCUGGAUUGAACGGAUAUGACCAUUUCAUGAACUGCAUCAUCCUGGUAUCUGUUCUAUCACUUGGAGUUUCCUGCGUUUACGGAGGCUCCCGUACCCUCACUGCUCUUGCGCAACAAGGCUAUGCCCCCAAGAUCUUCAGCUAUGUCGACAAGGGCGGUCGCCCCCUGCCAUCGGUCGUGGUUCAUCUGGUUUGCGGCGCCCUUGCCUUCAUGAAUCUGGAUGCUGACGGUGAGACCGUCUUCAACUGGCUUCUCAACAUGUCUGCUCUGGCUGCUCUGUUCACCUGGGGAUCUAUCUGCCUGUCCCACAUUCGCUUCCGCAAGGCUUGGGCGUACACUCCGUUGCGUUGA